CUCUCACCUCCGGCCUGCUGGCCUCCGCGCAACCAACCACGCAUCACCUCUCGCGGCGCAUUGUCCUCUCUCUCUAUCUCAGCUAGAGCAUCUAUCAGAGAGCUUUGCUUGCUUGCUUGCAUGCGCAACCGCAUCGUCGUCGUCCGGCCGGCGUUCGUCCGUCCGUCCUUGUUGUUGAGUGAGUCUCGUCUUGUGGUUGUUUCUCGUCGGCCGGAGAGAAGAGAGGGAGUAGCUAGGAGCGAGAGGUAGCCGCCGGCCGCCGGGGAUCGGAUUCGGAUCGGAGCGGAGUGGAGGUGGUGUCGUCGGUGUGUGUAUAUAUACAUGCGCAUGGAGGGUGGCGGAGGAGGAGGCGCCGGCGGUGUCGGAGGGUGCCUGGGUCUGGGCCACGGCGGGGAGGCGCAGAUCAAGGGAACGCACACGCACGGCGGCCGCUACGUGCAGUACAACGUGUACGGCACCCUCUUCGAGGUCUCCGCCAAGUACGUCCCGCCCAUCCGCCCCGUCGGCCGCGGCGCCAUCGGCAUCAUCUGUGCUGCUGUCAAUGCGCAGACUCGCGAGGAAGUCGCCAUCAAGAAGAUCGGCAACGCGUUCGACAAUCAGAUCGACGCAAAGCGCACUCUGCGUGAAAUUAAGUUGCUUAGGCACAUGAAUCAUGAAAAUGUUAUUUCAAUAAAGGACAUCAUACGCCCACCCAGGAGGGAGAACUUCAAUGAUGUUUAUAUCGUUUACGAGUUGAUGGACACUGAUCUUCAUCACCUUCUACGAUCAAACCAGACACUAACUGAUGAUCAUUGUCAGUACUUCGUCUACCAGCUGCUCCGAGGACUCAAAUAUGUGCACUCAGCAAAUGUCUUGCACAGAGACCUUAGGCCGAGCAAUCUGCUGCUGAAUGCCAAAUGUGACCUGAAGAUUGGGGACUUUGGGCUGGCAAGGACCACAACUGAAACUGACUUCAUGAUGGAGUACGUCGUUACACGGUGGUACAGAGCGCCUGAACUCCUGCUCAACUGCUCAGAGUAUACUCAGGCUAUUGACAUGUGGUCAGUAGGCUGCAUCUUCGGUGAAAUGGUCACAAGAGAGCCUUUGUUUCCUGGGAAGGAUUAUGUUCAUCAGCUGCUGCUAAUAACUGAGCUGGUAGGCUCACCUGAUGACACCAGCCUUGGGUUCCUCCGAAGCGAUCACGCCCGCAGAUAUGUGAGGUCCCUUCCUCAACACCCCAAGCAACAAUUCCGUGUGCGGUUCCCUACUAUGUCUAGUGGUGCCAUGGAUUUGCUUGAGAGGAUGCUCGUGUUUGAUCCGAGCAAGAGGAUUACUGUUGAUGAGGCUCUAUGCCACCCAUACCUGGCAUCCCUUCAUGAGAUAAAUGACGAACCUGUCUGCCCAGCGCCUUUCAGCUUUGACUUCGAGCAGCCAUCGCUCACCGAAGAAGAUAUCAAGGAACUCAUCUGGAGGGAGUCUCUCAAGUUCAAUCCUGACCCAAUCCACUAAAUAGUUCCCUGUGUACACACGAGCAAACCAGGAUGGCAUGUCUAUCAGCUCCAUGGGGACGAAAGGCAUUACAGCAAGAUGAGUGUACAAGUGACCACCCCUCAUCGUCAUCAUCAUGGCAUCUCGUGGCUUGUCAAUGGCGACACCCUAAUGUCGAAAACAUUGGACAUUUAUGAAACAUGCUUAAUCAAUAAUUUGUAGUGGAGAAAGUUGGCAGCUUAUCUGCAUCUUGUUAGGCUGUAUCUAUCUUCCUUCGGUUGUAUGCUUAAGAAAUGUAGGUAGGAGCUUGUCACUCCUUAUGGACCAUGAUACCGCAGUUGUCCACACACUACAGACAGCAGCUCACUACGUCACCUUCCAGCCUUUCUUAUGUUCUAAAAAUCUUGAUGAACAUAGAACCACAUGAUAUAUAUUGUGUGACUACUCACCUUAGACGAA
Sorghum bicolor (sorghum) is the source of this 1926-nucleotide messenger RNA. RefSeq names its product mitogen-activated protein kinase 2. The record is from RefSeq and is a predicted model, not a curated record. The transcript is spliced from 6 exons. Gene Ontology annotation, biological process: protein phosphorylation; intracellular signal transduction. Lineage: Eukaryota; Viridiplantae; Streptophyta; Magnoliopsida; Poales; Poaceae. The coding region runs from base 322 to 1488 and encodes 388 amino acids. Gene Ontology annotation, cellular component: cytoplasm; nucleus. Gene Ontology annotation, molecular function: ATP binding; protein tyrosine kinase activity; protein serine/threonine kinase activity.